Messenger RNA from Stylonychia lemnae, 717 nucleotides. Lineage: Eukaryota; Ciliophora; Spirotrichea; Sporadotrichida; Oxytrichidae. The record is from the annotation of a GenBank genome assembly.
AUGGAGAAAAGAGUGAAAGAAUGGAUACCUUUGGAGGGCAAUCCUUAAGUUUUCACAGAUUACGCAGAGAAAUUAGGCUGGCCAGCAGAGCUAUAUAAAAUUCAUGAUGUUUAUGGUCUUGAUGAUGACUUAUGGGAUGCUAUGGUUCCAUAACCUGUCCUGGCUGUGAUCUUGCUGUAUCAAAUCAAAAAGGAGCACAGAGAUUUGAUUGAGAAUGAUAUUUCCAAGCAUAAACUUCAAACAGAUUCACCAUUUUUCAUAAAAUAGACAAUAAAGAAUGCCUGUGGAACGAUUGCACUAUUGCAUGCCUUGCUUAACAACACAACAGCAAUAGGGGGUGUAUUUAGAGAGGAAUCAUUCUUAGAGGAGUUCUACUUCUUAAAUGACAAGACUUCGCCAGAAGAAAGAGCAGCAGCUCUCUAUAAAGAUGAAAAAUUAGAAGAAACUCAUUAAGAAGCUGCAGUACAGGGAGAAACCAGGCCCUAAGAGAAUGCUGAAUGUCACUUUGUAACAUAUAUUCAAAAAGAUGGAUUCAUCUAUGAAAUGGACGGUAGACUAAAUGCUCCUGUCUAAAAGGCAGAGAUAAAAGAGGAUUAGAGUUUGGGCAAAGAAGUAAGUAAGAUUAUAAAGCAAUACAUUGAGAUUAGUGGCUAUCAAGAGACUAAGUUUAGUGUAAUGGCUCUUGCACCUAAUUAUGGAGAUAUUGACUUGAUUUGA